GGGCAUAGAAACACUUGGUUUCGUGCUGGGAGCUAGCUGUCUGACGGAAUGCCUAAGGGUGAUGCCACAUAGGAUCUUUUCAGAUGCGAGUUAUCAUCUCCCUGCCGGCAAAUUUUGUACUGCAGCAAUGAAGUGCCUUCUACGUCAUACAGAAUAGAGAAACUUGUACAAACGUCAAAAGCUGGAAAUCCAAGGAUUUUCAGCCAAACACAUGUCGAGUCCGACACCCUCACAGGGCCUUGCUAACCUGGGUGAGCCCACAGCCUCCGCCGAUUCUCCGGAUCCACUGAAACCCCUGUACAUCAGCUUUGAUGAUACCAAUGACCAGGCCAACAGCAACGACAGGGAGAAAUCAAUACAGCCUGCAACGAAUGAGGCUGUUUCCACAGCACCUGCAGUGUCGGUAACUAAACAAGUAAGAACAUCGGAGCCGGUCGGAACUGUGAUGGCCGAACGGCGACCUCCUUUUGGAUGCGCCAUUUGCGAUCGUUUUGCGUCUACUGACAUCGAUGAGCUCGAGGGUCACAUCAACGCUCAUCGAAUGGACCUCGUCCGACACCUACACCUUCAUCCUGUUUCAGAAGCUGUUGAAUUGGCGACGCAGGCUUGUCAGCAAGGACAGUCAGUAAACGGUGCUUCACGGCCUUCGGAAUGGCGGCGAUCAGAUAUGCCUAAAACGAGUUAUAAGGCCUUAGACAGCCGAAAUAACAGUUUUAAACAAGGAGGAAUGCAGCGUUCAAUACCCACUGCGCAAAUCGGGCCCAACAUACACUAUGCGAGCGAGGGUCCCACAGAGAUUCGUACACAUAGCCCACCUCCCGUGCCGAUACAGCCCAGAACUGAAAAUUAUCGAACCAGCGAUUCUUAUGAUGUAGCAGCGUUUCAACAUACGGCCGAUUCCUUUUUGACCCAUACGGUUUCUGGCACGCAGGUCUCAGAGAUACUUCCUGUGAGACUGCCUCCUUUUCAUUCAAGUUUUUCUGGCAGAAAGAGGUCUCAGCAUCCGCAUCUACUUUAUCAGCAGCACGUUGAUCAAUGGCCGCGUCCUGUACAUUCAGCCGAUCACGCCGGCGCUAGUUCAUCGUGGAUGCUACAGGGACGAGUGGACGAAGGACAUGCAUGGGCCGCGGUAUCUGAACGAGACACAGUGACGAAUCAACCCUCUGAUCAAGUCCAGCGAGUGGAUCAGCUUUUAGAGCACAGCAGCGACGUCCUUGAGACCGUCGUCAAACUGGAAUAUCACGAAAUGCAGCCAUCGAUGUCCGGACUCGAUCAUUUCACUAUCGAUACCGCUACUGACGACAACAACGACAGCAUCAACACGAGUUACAGUAACAGUCUGGCACCCAGAUGGAGCCGCAGUGGCAGUAAUAGCGCCAGCAACAACGGCAACACAUCAGUUGCAACUAAUCCCACCGGUAGGCAAUUGUGCUGGUCUAAGGAGCAGCAACAAUUGGCCCCCAGACAACCUCUGUCACCUACCCCAAGCAGCAGUCGUUGGGACCCUCACGAGCUGAGGCAGUUCCACCAGGCAUGGACAAUUGAACCACCUCCCAAACUAGUGAUCUGUCAGCAAUUUUCGAGCGUAGACUGGGAACAAGGACCGAAAGCUUACUGUGUCCCCAGUAAGGCAGAGAAGCCCAGGAGGUCUGCGCUGGCAAUCGAAUCGAAACGCGAUUUCGGCAGUACGAACAGUGCGACCGGUGUAGCGUCUAUCGCUACUGAUAGGCUCGGUUCUCGCGAAACAGCAGCCAGCACUACAGGACCAGUUGGGUCUAAGAGGAAAACGUACCGCGCCGAUGCAGGAGAUGCCGGCUCGACUGCAAGCAACACUGUCAGCAGCAAGCCUUCUUCAAUUGAAAAACAUGGCUCUGUCAGCUCUAGCCGUACAUUCAAGAAGGCCGAGGACGGUUGUGUUUCAGACUUGGCAAAUAAACAACUUAACGAUCAACAACGAAGUGAUACACAUUCGAAACCUACGAAAGUCGAAAACUUCACGGUAAAAACGAGUGUCUCCAACAGCGCAAAAAAAACAGUGUCCCCAAUAGCGACAAUAGCCGUGAAAUCUUCUCCGUGCGCAAGCAGUAAUUCUGUCAAACUGCACAAGCCUAAUAAAACUGUAGUGAUCGCAACGAAGAGUAAACCCGUUGUGAAGGAGCUUGGCAGCUGCGUUAACCGAAGUUCUAGCAGUAGCAUGGCUCAUUCAUCGCCGAGCGUUUCGGAAACUACCACCAACGGCAAAACAGCCUGUGCUCCUCGGCGAAGCACCCGGCUUCAGGGAAGACCUUCACGACGAUUUGGCCUUCGUGCCGCCUAUCAUUAAGUGUCAAUGGACCCAUUGUGUGGCGCAUGCAAUACAAUCGAUUUGACGCAAAACUCGUAAAGGUUGAUGUAUAUAUAUAUA
This is a messenger RNA of Varroa destructor (honeybee mite), 2404 nucleotides long. RefSeq lists its product as uncharacterized. NCBI's taxonomy places the organism in Eukaryota, Metazoa, Arthropoda, Arachnida, Mesostigmata, Varroidae. The record is from RefSeq and is a predicted model, not a curated record.